ACAGCUACUCCUCCAGAGUGCCGCGAUCCUUUGGCUGGUACAGACAGCACACACAGGAGGUUACGGGGCUGCAUCUGGAGUACCCAAUGGACGAGGACCACAACCUAAUGGAAAGAAACCUCAGAACGGUGGAGGUGUAGGAAGAAUGCUGAUGCCAUCAAAAGGUGUGGGUCAGGCAAUGGGUGCACAGAACGGAUACGGUGGAUACCCCACAAAAGGGAUUGGCUAUGGUGCAGCUGCUGGUGCAACCAAUGGAGGAGGGACAAAAGGCUAUGGAGCAACAGCUGGUGUAACAAAUGGACAAGGUGGCAAAUCACAGGGAUAUGGUGUUCAAGCUGGCCUGACCAAUGGACAGCAUAUGAAAGGCAAUGGCUACGGUGCUCAAGCUGGUGGAUACGGUGGACAAGGAACCAAAGGCAACGGUUAUGGAGCUGCAGCUGGUGUUCUAGGUGGAAAUGGAGCUAAAUCCAAUGGAUACGGUGUUCAAGCUGGCCCGACCAACGGACAGCAAAUGAAAGGCAAAGGCUACGGUGCACAAGCUGGUGGAUACGGUGGACAAGGAACCAAAGGCAACGGUAAUGGUGCUGCAGCUGCUGCACAUAAUGGACUUGGAACAAAAGGCAACGGUCAAGGAGCUGCAGCUGGGCCAUCCAGCAGCAAUGGGGCGAGACCAAAUGGGCAGGGGGGAGCUGGAAGUAAACCUAUGAAAGGAUAUGGCCGACCUCCUUAUGGGGCAGGUCCUGGUGUGGGGAUGGGAGCCUCCAGAGGUUUGGGGGUACCUCAGCUUGCCAGGAACCAAAGGACCCAAGCAUAUGGUGGGAAUGGUUAUAAUGGUUAUGGAGCUCAGCCCAUGGGAGGCUAUAAUGGCGGUUAUGGCAGUGCUGGUUUGGGUCUGGGACCUCGGUAUGGAAAUGGUGGGAUGAAGGGACCAAAGCAAGGCUAUGGUGCUGCAGCUGGUGUGCCCAACGGACAAGGUGCCAAAACCAAUGGUUACACUGGAGGAAGAGCCCCUAAUGGGAAUGGAGCCUUGCCGAAUGGUUAUGGAUACCCCAAUGGUGGAGGCGCCAAACCAGCAAAACCAGGGUAUGGCAAUUUUCCAAAUGGGUAUGGUGCCAAACCCAACGGUUAUGGAGCCACCAGAGGAGAUGCAGUGAGACCCCAGCCAGGUUACGGUGCUGCAGCUGGUGUUUCCAAAGGUUAUGCAGCCAAGCCCAAUGGUCAUGGAGUCAGAAAUGGUGCUGCGCUCGGUGGAUAUGGAGGAUACGGAGCGCCAAACACAGGCUCAAAACCUCCAACUACCAAAGGAGUUGGAGCAGUGUCGCCCAGUGAAGGUGCUAAAACACUCGACCCUGGUUACGGCGUGAUGCCAAAUGGGAAGGGUACAAAGGGUGCAGGUGCAUCUAAUGUAAAGGGCCUAAAAGGUGGAGUUCUCUCUCCUGAGCAGCCGAGUGCAGCACCAGAGCAAGCAAUGACUCAAGGUGCAGCACCUGUCGCCCCUGCACCAACCAGGGGUAUCCUUGUUAUGGUGACACAAGAGAAAUACCAAAAGUUGCCCUCCGCUGUGCCACAAGGAAAAAGCUACAAACAGACACCACUAAUCCCUCAGCCUACACCAGCACCAGUGAUUCCUCAAGGCAAAGACCCAAAGCCCACACCUGUACCACUGGUCCCCCAGACUAACCCAGCACCAGAGGCAACACCAGAUCUUCAAGGUUAUGUGACUGGAAGUGCUGUGCCCGAGCAGAAAGGUGCAGAGGCAGAAGUUCUUUUUGAGGUAGACAGCACCAGUGAAGGGGAUGCUGCCCCGGCAAGCACCAAACCCCUGAAAACCAAAGCUGUUCCUGAAACAGUGGCAGCUAAAAGUACUGAGAGCUUCACACCUGAAGAAACACUGGCUGUGGGUGUGCCUGAGGUCGCACCAGAAGAAGCAAGCAUCCAAAGUCAGCCAGAGGCAGGACCUGACAGAGUCGGGGUCAAAGGUCUCCCUACAGGAGAAACUGGGUCAACUGAGAACCGAGGAGGAGCUUCGAUCUCAAAGGGACAGGGAGAUAAACAAGCUAAACCUGACUGCGGACCAUCAGGAGUACCAAAUGGACAGUGGAUGAAAAUACCCAGACCUGGUUAUAAUGCAGGUGCUGGAGCAUCCUCUGGCACAAACACAAAAGGUUAUGGAGCAGGAGCUGGUGUUCCAAACGGAUAUGGAGCCAAACCGAACAGAUUUGGCGCCAGUGCAGGGGGAUAUUCAAAUGGAGGGGGAGCUAAAGCAAACAAACCAGCAGGAGGCUACACUGUCCCCGGACUCAGCAAUGGAUACGGAGCUGGCCUUGGAAAUCCUUAUGCAGGGAAACCUCAGCAACCUGGUUACGGACAAGGAGCGUACCUUGGAGCUGGAUAUGGAAACGGAAAUUCCUAUGGGGGAAGUGCAGGAUUUGGUGACGCAAGCAAGUCCAAAUCAGGGUAUGGCAAUGGAAAAGCCUAUAGUGCUGGUGUACAGCCUGACUAUGCAAGUCUUGGCCAUGGUGCAGCCGCUGCUAAUGGCAAAUCAGGUGGCUCCAGACAGAUUCCUUACAAUGGAGCCCCAGUGGUUCCUGCUGGACUAGAUGGUAGGAGCCACUUUGAGCCUCAGUCCGCUGGCCUUGGUCCAAAUGCAAAAUUAGGCGGCAUGUAUGGUGGAAUGGGCGGCUUACCUUUUGGUGGUCAGCCUCUGGGAAUGGGUGCAGAGAAAUCAAACACCAAGUACGGCAUUGGUGGGCUGCAGUUUGGUGGACAACCCCUGAGUGCAGGAACUAAUGGUGCAGGACAUUAUGGUUAUGGUGGAAGCCCCUAUGCACCUGCUGGUGAUGGCAAAUCAUCUGGAAAAUAUGGUGGUCUUGGUGCCAGCAUGGGAGGCGACCCUGCGACUGGAAAAUAUGGAUAUGGUGGCUUCCCUAAUGGUGGGCAGCUUCUUGGUCUUGGUAGUAAUGGAAAUACAGCAGGGAAAUAUGGUUAUGGAAGACUGCCUUACGAAGCUCAACCAGCGGGACUGGCCCCUGAAGCCAAAUCUACUGGCAAACAUGGUCUGGCUGGGUCAUCAUAUCAGCCUGAAACUCUUGGACUUGGAGCGAGUGGAAAAUUAACAGGCAAAUACGGUGGCGGCGAGGUUCCAUACGCACCACAAGCUCUUGGGUUUGGGAGUGAAGCAAAAUCCUCCGGGAAAUAUGAUAACCAGGGACCAUACCAACCACAGCCUCUUGAAUCUGCAUCUGAAGGCAGAGCUGGUGGAGAAUAUGAUACAGCUGGUUUAAUUUAUGAGCCUAUGCCUCUUGAGCCAGAGUCAGCUGGAAAAUCCUACGAGGUACCCACUCCAGCAAUUGCAGUCGAAGGCGAUGGGAUGUCCUUUGAUAGAUUCGAAAAUGUGGGCUACAUAAAUGGACAAGUGCAGCCAGAAGUUGUUGCAUUUCCUGCAGCUCCCUCUCCCAGCCCCACCCUAGCUUACCCCACUGUGCCGUCCUAUCUGCCUGCGGAGUCCUCCUUCACACCUGAUGUGGCGCCCGGAGUGGGCGUUGAGGACCUGCCCGACUCCGCGGGCACUGCCAGCCUCGCCCUCGACUCAGCAGCCGCUACAGGAACACACGGCGAGGCUCAGGUGCCUGAGCAACCCGAUGACCUGCUGCAAGAGCAGCUGCCACGUCAGAUACACAUUCAGCAGCAUCUGAAACUGCAUUUUCACCCACAAGGAGAAAAGAACAGCAAAUAUGAUUUGAAUGGCUUCUUUGGGAACAGUGGCUAUCAAGGUUAACCCUGCUGACAACGACAAGUACAAUCUCUCUUUCUGCCGUUGUAUAUUAUUUUUGAUCAUUUCCUUAUUGUAUAUUUUUUAUUUUCUUCUGUGUGUUGAAUAGUUUUUGUGUUUGUAAUUCUAAAGAUAAGAAAAACAUUAACUAUUAGGUUUUCUGUUUAUGUACAUUAUGUACAUUUCUGCAUGACCUUUUUUGUCCUGCACUGCUCACUGUACACGCAAAGACUUGCUUGCUGGACAAAUGGAUUUUGUCUGCUGCAUGUGGUCAGUGUUUUAUUCAACUUGGUCAUUUUUGUCUGAUAUCAUCAACUCAAAA
Chelmon rostratus (copperband butterflyfish) is the source of this 4094-nucleotide messenger RNA. It is a transcript of the gene cmn, whose product is annotated as calymmin. Lineage: Eukaryota; Metazoa; Chordata; Actinopteri; Chaetodontiformes; Chaetodontidae. The transcript is spliced from 55 exons. The record is from RefSeq and is a predicted model, not a curated record. The coding region runs from base 146 to 3778 and encodes 1210 amino acids.